AUGUGGCAACGCAGCAACGCUCGCCAGACGGGUUCCAACGACGCACCUCUUGCUGCUCCCCGAAGAUGGGGUGGAGGAGCAGGUGGCUCCCCUCCUCAGGCUAGUCAGGGUCAGCAGGCUGGGCCGCCAGGGGGAGGAGGAGGAUAUGGCAACGGAGGAGGGAACGGGUACGGGUACGGAGGAGGUGGAGGGGGAGGGGGAGGAGGUGAUUUUGGACGAGAUGAUAGAGGCUCCAACGAUCGAGGUGGAUGGACCAAUGGUGGUGGAGGCGCUGGAUUCGAUCACCGGGGUGGUGGUGGAGGAGGUGGAGACUACGGUGGUGCACGACCGGUCCCUCCUCCCCCUAUGCCCGCACCUUCGGACCGACAAUCGGCUUGGGGUCCACCCACAGGCUCGGAUGCACCUCCCCCACCUCCUCCCCCUGCUGCCGAUGGUCCUCCGGGCGAGAGGAAACGCAAGAGUCGUUGGGGUUCCGACAAGGUUGAAGGGCCGAUGCCGACUGCGAUCGCCGGUGCGGUUAAUGAGAAGGAACUUGAACGCUAUGCAGGUGCGUUACAGACCGCGCAGCUGUAGUCCAUACUGUCACUGACUGACUCCCGCCCGCGUCUCGCACAGCCCAACUCCGACUCGACGAAAUUGCUCGCAAGCUGCGGUCAGGCGACGUCGUACCCCCCGACGGAGCGCGUUCACCAUCGCCCCCGCCGACCUACGACGGCCAUGGACGUCGUACCAACACGCGAGAGGUGCGCUACCGACGCAAGCUCGAGGACGAGCGCAUGCGCCUCGUCGACCGCCAGAUGAAGCUCGAUCCGGCGUUCAAGCCGCCGACCGAGUACCUCGUCGCGAAACGACAAAACGCCGGUCGACCCCAGGAGAAGGUCUACAUCCCCGUCAAGACCUUCCCCGAGAUCAACUUUUUCGGUUUGCUCGUCGGUCCGCGCGGUAAUUCGCUUAAAAAGAUGGAAAGGGAGAGUGGGGCCAAGAUCAGUAUUCGAGGCAAAGGAUCGGUCAAGGAUGGAAAGGGUCGUCCUGGGGGCGGUCGGGAUGAUGAUGAGAAUGAAGAGCUACAUUGUUUGAUCCAGGCCGACUCGGAGGAGAAGGUUCAGGCUUGCGUGAAGCUCAUCAACACCGUUAUCGAGACUGUGAGUUCUCGUCGGCGACGUGUGGCCAUGCUCGCGUCGGACCAGCUGACCCUUUUCCGCUCUCUUGGUACACCACAGGCUGCUUCCAUUCCGGAAGGUCAGAACGACCACAAGAGGAACCAACUGCGUGAACUGGCGUCCUUGAACGGUACCCUUCGUGACGAUGAGAACCAAGUCUGCCAGUGAGUAGUCCCGUAUCGACUUACUCACCAUGCACUGACAUGGCUGUUGCACCUUUGCUACAGGAACUGCGGAGGCCUUGGACAUCGCAAGUAUGAUUGCCCCGAACAAAAGAACUGGACUGCUGGCAUCAUCUGCCGAGUGUGUGGUGGAGGUACGUUCAACUUGCCGACCUGGCUGUGCUAGUUGGCGAUCUACAGCGUUUGCCACUCGCGCGCAAGGAAUUAUUCUCGAAGCAUGCCAUAACUCACGCUGCAUUUUUAUAUUGCGCUCGCUGCUGCGUCUCUUGUCACGAACACCUUUUCAAUCAUCAGCCGGACACAUGGCCAGGUGAGUUCCGUCAAUUGUCGAUCUGAACUCGAGAUCAGCGCUGACUCUGGGCUACGAUCACCCUAUACAGGGAUUGUACCCAACGACGGAACGGGUUUGGUGGUCCCCCUGGACCGGGAGGCCCCGCACCGAGCUUCGGACCCGACGCCGGCCGAGCUCAGCAAUUCGAUUCCGAAUACGCGUCUCUCAUGGCCGAACUCGGCGAGACGUCCGCUGCUCCGCCACUUGCUGGUGGUGCACCCGGCGUUCAACCCGGAGGACCGGCGGCGGUUCCUGUCGAUGAUGGCAUUCCUCGCGACGAGAAUGGGAAAAAGAUUCCGCCUUGGCGUAUCCCUGCUAACUGGUACGUUUGCUCGAGCGCCUUGCCUUGA
Microbotryum saponariae is the source of this 2023-nucleotide messenger RNA. The record is from the annotation of a GenBank genome assembly. Lineage: Eukaryota; Fungi; Basidiomycota; Microbotryomycetes; Microbotryales; Microbotryaceae.